AUGGCUGACGGUGCUGUGGCAGGGAAAGAAGCGGUGACUGACGAGGUGACUGACGUGUUGACGGACUCGUUCGGGCGGCAGCACAGCUACCUGCGCAUCUCGCUGACGGAAAGGUGCAACCUGCGGUGCUCCUACUGCAUGCCCGCUGAAGGCGUGCAGCUCACGGUGAAAGAGCACCUGCUUUCAACGGACGAGGUCAUUCGCCUGGCGUCGGUGUUUGUGUCGCAAGGCGUGAGUAAGAUCAGGCUCACAGGCGGCGAACCCACAGUCCGACGAGACAUCGUUGACAUCUGCAGCUCUCUCUCCGCCCUGCCAGGCCUCCACACACUAGCACUCACCUCCAAUGGCAUUCUGCUGCCGGCGAAGCUGCCAGCCCUGAGGGCGGCAGGCCUCACCCACCUGAACGUCAGUCUAGACACCCUGGUGGAGCCCAGGUUCGAGCUGCUCACACGCAGAAAGGGGCACGCGCGCGUCCUCAGAGCUAUCGAUAUGGCACUGGACCUGGGCUUCAAGCCGCUCAAGCUCAACUGUGUGGUGAUGCGGGGCGUGAACGACGACGAGAUUCUCGACUUUGUGGCGCUCACCAGGGACCGACCCAUCAACGUGCGGUUCAUAGAGUUCAUGCCCUUCGAUGGCAACGUGUGGAAGACCAAGAAGAUGGUGCCUUAUGCUGAGAUCAUGGCCCGAAUUAGGGAACGCCACCCCGAUAUUGCUCGCCUCAGGGACCACCCAUCCGACACGGCAAAGAACUUCCAGGUGCCUGGAUUCGCGGGCAGCGUGUCGGUAAUUUCUUCCAUGACCAGCCACUUCUGCUCCGGCUGUACACGCCUUCGCCUGCUGGCCGAUGGGAGCCUGAAAGUGUGUCUGUUCGGGCCGAACGAGGUGAGUCUGAGGGAUGCGUUGAGGCAGGGAGUAACUCGAGAGGAGCUCCUCUCUCUCAUCUCUGCUGCGGUCAAGCGGAAGAAGGCUGCUCAUGCGGGUAUGCUAGAGAUUGCUAGAACACACAAUAGACCGAUGAUAACCAUUGGUGGGUAG
This is a messenger RNA of Closterium sp. Naga37s-1, 1035 nucleotides long. The record is from the annotation of a GenBank genome assembly. NCBI's taxonomy places the organism in Eukaryota, Viridiplantae, Streptophyta, Zygnematophyceae, Desmidiales, Closteriaceae.